UGUUUUUUGUUUAAUUUAAUUUAAUUUUUUUAAAAUAUCGUGUUUUGGAAAGAAGUUCCAUUUUGCAAAAUUUCUCUCACAACUGACCCCCGAACGCGGAAAGGGCAAAAUUCGUGGCGGAAAACAACCCUCCAUCACCGUCUCCCUCCAAAUCAUCCCCCUCUUAAGAGAAAAAGGAAAAAAGACGACGAAAGAUAAGAAUUGAGAAAGGAUAAGGGAAAAAAACGAUAGAAGGAAAACGUUUCCGGGACGACGCACGCGGCCCCCAUAGGCAAAUCCGUACCGGCAUAGGAGUGACGGUGUGACCAGGCAUCCGGUGACACGACUUAGGUGGGCCCUGACAGUUUUUGUCUCUUUAUUUUCUAAAUUUCUCUUUUUUGUUUAUUUUCAACCUCUCCCCCCACCACCAAAGUUCAAACACCACAUGAACCAUAUGUGUAUUUGUGCAGAAAAAAAAGAAAAACAAAAAUAACACACCUUGAGGUUUUUAUUUUUAAUAAUUAAAAAAAUAAAUAAAACAACCUGAGGUUAAAAUAAUAAUUUUUUAAAAAAAGAAAUAGCCUUUUUUUAAUUUUAAACCACUUCCCCUUCCCUCCUUUAAAAAAAUCCAAAGUUUCCUGAUAUAACCCCAACACAAAAAAAAACAAAAAAAUAAAAUUAAAAAAAAAUAAAAUAAAUAAACAUGCCUCCGUACAUCAGAGAGAGUUUGAAUCCGCCGAUGAGCAACAAAGACGUUCUGCUCAGGGCAGUAGAGCAGAUACAAGAAAUGCUGCCUGAAGGCUACCGCAUUACGAUCGACUUUUACAGGGUCGACGGGGAGGAUGAAGAAGCCGAGCAGGUGGAGUCCGAAGAACCGCCCAAGAUCAUAAAUGCCGACUCGCUCGACGACGCCCAACUUGGCGAGAUAGACUUCGAGCUCUGUUCAGCACUCGAACAGCUCUCGGUGAUCGAAGACGCCCUUCCGUUCCUGAGGGGGAUACAGGAGUCAGGCCAAAGGGACGAGAUCAUCUGCAAGCUGUUUGGCGACAAGGGCGAGACCGGCGAUGAAGGAAGCCAAGAAAACACCGAUUGCACCUUAGUUAAGCAAUAUUAGGGAUCACUGUUUGAAACUAUUAUAUUUAUUUUUUUCAACAGUAAAAAGGAAAAAGGAAACAGACGCCAAAUUCCAAAAAAAUAAAAAAUUA
Molecule: messenger RNA, 1184 nt
Organism: Cimex lectularius (bed bug)
Lineage: Eukaryota; Metazoa; Arthropoda; Insecta; Hemiptera; Cimicidae
Exons: 4
Coding region: 683-1093 (136 amino acids)
Source: RefSeq, a predicted model, not a curated record